Molecule: messenger RNA, 1326 nt
Organism: Fukomys damarensis (Damara mole-rat)
Lineage: Eukaryota; Metazoa; Chordata; Mammalia; Rodentia; Bathyergidae
Gene: Epsti1
Product: epithelial stromal interaction 1
Exons: 10
Coding region: 66-887 (273 amino acids)
Source: RefSeq, a predicted model, not a curated record
CCUCUGCUCUUUAAAAUCGCCCCUGGAGACUCUCUAAGCGUCCUGGGACCCGCUGGCUCUGGACCAUGUACGUCCGCAGCACAGUUGUGGGCGCCCGGCCCGGACCCUCUCUGGCAUCCCGGGACCCCGGUGUGCGGGGCGGGGAGCUGCGCCCUCUGCGAAGCCAGAAACAGGGUUUGGAGGCGGCCCCCCAGGGCCUUGCCCGGGCGAGCCUGGGGUCCCCAGACCAGAGGAGCACAGGUGCAUAUACCUUGAUAGCACCAAAUGAAACUCGGAGACAACAGAUACAAAGGAUUGCUGAGCAAGAGCUGGCCAGCCUGGAGAAGUGGAAGGAACAGAAUAGAGCCAAACCAAUUUAUCAUUUGCCAAGACAGCUGGGUGGAAGCCAGUCAGAGUUUGAAGUCAGGCAGAGGCAACAACUCCAACUGAUACAAUCUAAAUACCAGCAAAAGUUGAAAAGAGAAGAAUCUAUAAGACUCAAGAAGGAAGCUGAAGAAGCUGAGCUCCAAAAAAUGAAAGCAAUUCAGAGAGAGAAGAGCAAUAAACUAGAGGAGAAAAAGCUAAUUCAAGAAAAGCUCAGAAGAGAAGCACUUAGGAAGCAUCCCCAAUACAAAACUCCUGAGUUCUUGAGCAGACUAGACAGAGAGUUGCCGCACAGAAGUGCCAGUCCCUUUGCUCUUCAUGACCCGCAGUCAUCGACAUGGAAUAAAUUACCAGAACCUUCACGACAACCUCAUGAGGAAGAAAGAGCUAAAAUCCAUCAAUCUGAGCACAAGAGGGUAAAUAAUGCUUUUCUGGACCAAUUCCAAGGCAAAAGUCAACCAGGUGGCCUCGAGUGGUCUGGAGGCGAUUGGAAUACGAAUACUGGUAACAGCUGGGGUAUAUGAGGAAUAUUAAUUUCUACCUGGUCUUCAUCAACUGACCUUGAGAAACCUAAUGAGAUGCUUUUCCUUAACGCAAUUUAGCUCAGCCUCACUGUUUUUUACCUUCGCUUCAACUGUCUACCCACUCAGCUGAGCAGUUAGGGAUGGUCAAUUUCCCUGUCAUUAGGUAUGCGUGUUUGCAGAUGCUGAUUACUAAACUCAUUUUAUCCCUACUGCCUGAAAAAUGUUACAUUAUGUUUAUAAUUGGUUUUGCCUGUUAUUAGAAUCAUCAGAACAAUGUUAGUAAGAUGCAAAAAAGCGGGAAUCACUUGAUACUUUCAGGUUAGUGAGAAAUGCUGGCUGCCACAGGCUUAUUUCUAUAAGCAACUAUUUCUAAGCUAAUUCUCAGACCAGGUUUUGGAAAGGUUGGGGUCUUUUUAUAUUUUUAUCUCUGCUUUCUUAA